UAUACUACGUCUUCAGAGGAUUUACAUUCCCAUAAAUCAAGAAGCUUUCCCGGAGCUGCGUGUCAAUGGCGGGCCGCGGGCGACGACGGCGCAGCAACAAGCUCAAGACAGCGUCGACGAAGAGGAAGAGCGACAUACUGCCGCCUGGGCCAACGAGCGUCCACCACAUUCCCGAUCACCUCCUCGAGCUGCUCCUCCUCCGCUUGGAUUCUUCCCUCACCAUCCUCCGCGCCGCCUUCACCUGCAAGCGCUGGCGCCGCAUCGUCGCGGACACCGCUUUCCUGACCCGGUUCCGCUCCCUCCACGCGGCUCACGUCCCCGGCCACUACCACGUCGUCGACCCCUACCGCGAGAAGCUCACGCCCGAUGAAAACAACCACGUCUUCGUGCCAAACCCCUCCACGGCCGGUGCCAUCGACAGACGCCACUUCUCCCUCGAUUUUCUCCCGGAACUCGUCGACUCCUCGUCCUGGGAGCUCGCCGACAGCCGCGGGGGGCUCCUCCUCCUCUACCGUUCGAGAAGAAACCGAUCCUGGCGGUUCCGCUUCCCCGACCUCGUCGUCUGCGAGCCGCUCUCUCGGCGGUACCAGGGGAUCGCCUACCCGCCGGAGAUGCGCCUCCACCUCUGCUUCGGCGCGUUCCUGCUCGACGGCGCUUCCGUCGAUGACACGGGUGGCUGCAUCGGCAUGUCCAACUUUCGCGUGAUCGUCGCGGUCUACGAGUACGUCAAUUAUGUCCGUGGCGCUCCCCGCGCGUGCGUCUUCUCUUCCGGCGUCGACGGCGGCUGGAGCCUGGGGCAGAGCGCGGCCAGCGUCCCCCUCCCGGCGUUUGGCGUGCUCAACUUCGUUGGGCGCACUCGCUGGUCCUUCUACUGGGCGAUGGAGCGCGACGGCGUCGUGCUCGCUCUGGACGAUACCACCGCGGAGUUCUCGCUCGUCGCGUUCCCGGACGACGUCGUGGGGAUGACGCACGAGUGGUCAACCUUCUGGGUCGUCGGCGGCGAAGACGGCGCGGUGCGGGUCGUCCGCGUGAUCGACAGAGACCUCGUGGUCUUUGCGCGUCUCCAGGGCAGCGACGAGUGGGUGAAGGAGAAGCUUGUGAGGCUGCUCGAGGCGGCCUCGGGGCUGCCGGGACGCGACGAGACUGACUUCCAGCAGCCAGCCGUGAUUGUUGCGGCGAACGACACGUCCGUCCUCCUGACACCGAGAGGGGAGACCUGGCUUUUCUCCGUCGAGCUCGACACGCAGGAGGCGGAGCGCACGCACGAGAGGAACAAGAACGCGGGACCGGCGUACCCGUACGAGCUUCCAUGGCCACCGGCCUUGCACGCUUGCCCUGCUGCCGAUCACCGGCGCCCAAGGAGAUGCCGCUGAUGUAGUGGUAUUAAAAUUUGUCCAUGCAAUGCAUG
Lolium perenne is the source of this 1408-nucleotide messenger RNA. RefSeq lists its product as uncharacterized. The record is from RefSeq and is a predicted model, not a curated record. Gene Ontology annotation, molecular function: protein binding. NCBI's taxonomy places the organism in Eukaryota, Viridiplantae, Streptophyta, Magnoliopsida, Poales, Poaceae.